UAACAUUUGGAAAAGUAGAAAAAUGGCAUCAGAAGACAUCACUAAGCUUGUGGAGUCACUUGCCAAAACCAAAGUGGGUGAUGGACAGUUGAGCUUCAAAGGCCAGAGCCUUAAACUCAAUACAGCUGAAGAUGCUGAAGAAGUGAUCAAGCAAAUUGAGGAAUUUGAUGGCCUGGAAGCAUUGCGGCUGGAAGGCAACACAGUGGGUGUGGAGGCAGCAAAGGUCAUUGCCAAAGCCUUGGAGAAGAAAUCGGAGCUCAAGAGGUGCCAUUGGAGUGACAUGUUCACAGGGAGACUAAGGUCUGAGAUACCUCCUGCUUUGAUCUCUUUGGGGGAUGCACUCAUCACUGCUGGAGCUCAGCUGGUGGAGCUGGACCUGAGUGACAAUGCCUUUGGGCCAGAUGGUGUGCGUGGCUUUGAGGCACUGCUGAAGAGCCCUGCAUGCUACACCCUGCAGGAACUCAAGCUCAAUAACUGUGGCAUGGGCAUUGGUGGUGGCAAGAUAUUAGCAGCUGCUCUGAAAGAGAGUCACAGGAAAUCAAGUGCUCAGGGCCAGACUCUUGCUUUGAAAAUGUUUGUGGCUGGCAGAAACCGCCUGGAGAAUGAUGGUGCCACUGCUCUGGCUGAAGCCUUUGGGAUCAUUGGGACUCUAGAAGAAGUCCAUAUGCCCCAGAAUGGAAUUAACCAUCCUGGAAUCACAGCACUGGCCCAGGCCUUUGCUAUCAACCCACUGCUUAAGGUUAUAAACUUGAAUGACAACACCUUCACAGAGAAAGGAGCUGUGGCCAUGGCAGAGACUCUAAAGACACUUCGGCAGAUUGAAGUCAUCAACUUUGGAGACUGCCUGGUGCGUUCGAAGGGCGCUGUUGCUAUUGCUGAUGCUGUUAAAGAAGGGCUUCAUAAAUUAAAGGAGCUGAAUUUGUCCUUCUGUGAGAUCAAACGAGAUGCUGCUCUGACUGUUGCUGAAGCUAUUGAAGAUAAGGCGGAGUUGGAGAAGUUGGAUCUCAAUGGUAACUGCCUGGGAGAAGAGGGAUGUGAGCAACUCCAGGAGAUCCUUGAAGGCUUCAACAUGGCAACUGUGCUGGGAUCUUUGAGUGAUGAUGAAGGGGAGGAGGAGGAUGAUGAAGAGGAAGAGGAGGAUGAAGAUGAAGAAGAGGAAGAAGAGGAGGAGGAAGAAGAACGGCAGCAGCUGAAGGAGAGAGGACAGGGAGAAUCAGAGUCACUGACUCCUAAGAAGAUAAUUGAUUCCCAGGAUUCAACCCCAGUGCCAGCUCCUCCUGUGGACAUUGCCACAUUCCUGGCUUUCCCAUCACCAGAGAAGCUGCUACGACUAGGACCGAAGUGCUCUGUGCUGAUAGCUCAGCAGACAGAUACAUCUGAUGUAGAGAAAGUAGUGACAACUCUCCUAAGGAUAUCAUCAGUUUUCAAAGAUGAAGCCCCAGUGAAAACAGCAGUGCAGGAAACAACAGAUGCCUUGUUGAGAAAAGCCUUCACUUCUGCCACGUUUAAUUCAGAUGCAUUCCUCACAAGCCUCUUGAUCCACAUGGGACUACUUAAGAGUGAAGAGAAGAUCAAAGCUGUCCCAAGCCUCUAUGGUAUUCUAAUGACCUUGAACCAUGUGGUCCAGCAGGAUUAUUUCCCUAAAUCUCUGGCCCCAGUUCUCUCAGCUUUUGUCACAAAACCAAACCGUGCUCUUGACUCCUGUUCGUUCGCUCGCCACAUGCUCUUACAGACCCUCCACCAGCUGUAA
Molecule: messenger RNA, 1750 nt
Organism: Mesitornis unicolor (brown roatelo)
Lineage: Eukaryota; Metazoa; Chordata; Aves; Mesitornithiformes; Mesitornithidae
Gene: RANGAP1
Product: Ran GTPase activating protein 1
Exons: 15
Coding region: 23-1750 (575 amino acids)
Biological process (GO): signal transduction; activation of GTPase activity; nucleocytoplasmic transport
Cellular component (GO): cytosol; perinuclear region of cytoplasm; nucleus
Molecular function (GO): small GTPase binding; GTPase activator activity
Source: RefSeq, a predicted model, not a curated record